This is a messenger RNA of Boeremia exigua, 507 nucleotides long. RefSeq lists its product as uncharacterized. The record is from RefSeq and is a predicted model, not a curated record. Bases 1 to 507 code for a protein of 168 amino acids. Lineage: Eukaryota; Fungi; Ascomycota; Dothideomycetes; Pleosporales; Didymellaceae. The transcript has a single exon.
AUGGCCGAAAUUGUACUCAUCGACUUUGCAAAGCACGUAACCCGCGCGAUCGACUACCUGGUCCUGAUGGUCAUCCAACGCAGCACACCCAGCCCAUCACUGACCUCCUUCUCCACAGCCCGUACAGCUGCCGCCAGAGACAGCUUACGAGAGCACACUACAUGUGUUGCGCUCCUUGUCAGUCACGAUGCCGAUCCCGCGCUCUUCGAGACAUGGGUGAACGAAGGCCUCUUGUUCGCCUCAUUCCUGCCUUUUGAUGUUGUGUUCUGCAGUGUUGUUGAGAUGGGACACGUGAAUGAUCUGCAGAGUUUGAGGGCAUUAGUGGAUGCGCUAAAGUCUGUGUCCCACAGAUCCGGGUACGCGGCGGGGGCAAAGCAAUUACAGAUCUUCCGCGCGCUGUACAAGGUGGCUGUAGUGCACAAGGUGCGAGGGGGGCUAGAUCUUCCGUCCACCACUGUGUCUGAUGAGACGCUACACGGGUCGCUGGCGCCGCCAGGUAGAUCGUAG